Perkinsus marinus ATCC 50983 is the source of this 861-nucleotide messenger RNA. RefSeq lists its product as hypothetical. The coding region runs from base 2 to 778 and encodes 258 amino acids. The record is from RefSeq and is a predicted model, not a curated record. The transcript has a single exon. NCBI's taxonomy places the organism in Eukaryota, Perkinsozoa, Perkinsida, Perkinsidae.
UAUGAGGCUCAGCUCAGCCCGAUCUAUCGAAGAUAUGUCGACAGGUGUUCUGAAAGCCAUGCUUCAGUUGGUAGAGGUAAGGAGUGGAGUAAAGUCCAAUACCGAUGUGGUUGAUGCUCGUGACGAAUUUGGGCAUGAUUUGUUCGUCCUUUGGCGAGCUAUGAUGUCUUUCAAGUUGGAGGCUAACAUUGAGAGAACAGUAUUGGGUAACUCGCGUCUCGUGCCACACUUGUCCAAACUUGUUGUAGCUAAUUCGGCUAGAAUCAUCGAGCUUGUGCAAUCUGGUUUGCUGUUGCAAAAUGCACUCAUAUCAUACGCACUCGAAGAUGAGGACAUUGACGUGGCGAAGGAGUCACCACUUUUAUCGACACUAACAGAUUAUGCGAAUACUCUCAGAGCAGCGACUCAACGGCUUCUUGCGGUGUUACAAGGUAGUACUUGGGAUAAUACAGGCGGCGGCAAUAUACAGGCAGUAGCAGAUGAUGUUAACGUGGGUAUGCAGAAGUGUUUGGAUGAGUUCCUCCUGAAGCGUGGCGAGCUGGUUAGGGCAGCUAGGGCGGGCUCUACUAAUUCACUCAUCACCUCUGCCAACUUUAGGGUUUACCAUCUGGUUUAUGCUCUAUCAGUGUUCUCUCGGUGUUGGACUGAUAUUGAAUCAAUGUUGGUCAGGCGGGACCUGCCUAUGGAGCUCAUUCCUCAACCUAGUGUGUCGACUGAAUCAUCCCCUAUCGCCACAUCCAGACCGCAUUUACGAUCUGUUACUCGCAGUGAAUCGUGAUUCUCGUUCGUUGUGGGAUGCUCUCUCCCUGUUUCUCACGGACACCCUUCUCGAUCCAUGUAGUUUGGAUUCUUGCCGAUCAC